Oncorhynchus kisutch (coho salmon) is the source of this 4172-nucleotide messenger RNA. RefSeq names its product regulator of calcineurin 3 (gene rcan3). The record is from RefSeq and is a predicted model, not a curated record. Gene Ontology annotation, cellular component: nucleus; cytoplasm. Gene Ontology annotation, biological process: calcium-mediated signaling. The transcript is spliced from 4 exons. NCBI's taxonomy places the organism in Eukaryota, Metazoa, Chordata, Actinopteri, Salmoniformes, Salmonidae. Bases 376 to 969 code for a protein of 197 amino acids. Gene Ontology annotation, molecular function: calcium-dependent protein serine/threonine phosphatase regulator activity; nucleic acid binding.
GGCUAAAAGAGAAGAAAAAAUAAAUAACAGAACCGAAGUGUAGCUCUACAAGCUGCAGUGCUCCGACAAACAGCAUCGCAAAUUAACAAACGAGGCUGAUAAUGACGUCAAUGUUGUGCCCGAACGCGCGCUGGUUGGUGCACUCGCGAAUGUUUCUGACCGCCGCUCUGUGUUGGAGCGGGGAGAGCGAGUUUUCUACUGCAGCAUCACUCACUUCAAAUAGCGCACCCAAACUGUGAGGAUACCACCUCAUCCGAAGCGAACCCAUUGGAGUUACAAUCACCUGCGAGGCUGCGACUGCGCUUUCUCUGAAGCAGACAAGGACCGAACGAAAUAAUUUAUUUGAUUUAUCUUUUCUCUCAGCUACGAAAGGGAAUGCCAUCAAUAAAUAUGAAACUGGAGAUGGUGACCAUCAUCGCCUGCGAGGUAGACACAGAGGUGUUUACGUCCGACAAGCUGCAGGAGAGGUUCGAGGCCCUGUUCAGGAUCUAUGACGAGCAGACGUCCUUCCAGAUGUUCAAGAGCUUCAGGCGAGUCCGCAUCAGUUUCAGCACUCCGGAAGCGGCCGCCCGCGCUCGCAUCGAGCUCCAUGAGACUGAGUUCAACGGCAAGCAGCUCAAGCUCUACUUUGCCCAGAUUCAGAAUUCUGGGGAGGAUAUAGACAAGUCGUACCUGGCUCCUCCUGCGCCCGUCAAACAGUUCCUCAUCUCUCCCCCUGCCUCGCCACCCGUGGGCUGGAGCCAGAGCGAAGACGCAACGCCUGUUAUCAACUAUGACCUGCUGUGCGCGGUGGCCAAGCUGGGCCCAGGGGAGAAGUAUGAACUGCAUGCGGGCACUGAGUCAACCCCCAGCGUUGUGGUGCAUGUGUGCGACAGCGAUGCAGAGGAUGACGACGAAGCGCGGCCCAAGCAGAAACAGCAGAUCGUCCAAACCCGGCGCCCAGACGGCCCGUCGCAAGUCCUGAACUAGGACGCCCGUUACGGACCCCACUCCUACGACCCCAACACACACAUGCACCAAGCCCUGUCUUCUCUGUCUCAGGAGUCGCACAGCAAGACAACGCCCCUCAUUUCAGUUCAACCCAAAACACACAAACAGCAGACAGUUGGUGGUGUUUGUGGAGGGAGCAUGGCUAUUGGAUGGGAUGAGGCGGCCUGGCCUGUAUGGACGAUGGAGGAUGGAUGAGAUUUACACACACUCAUCACACUCAAAGGAAAGGGAGGGAGGGGUGAGGGUGCCUAACUCUUGACCCCUGACCUCGGAUCAGCCAGGGGCAGUAAUGUAACAACUUGUCCUCCUAAAGCAGGCCCCCUGUCAUAGAUUAUACACUCAGCUCUCAUCUGUAGUAGUUCUUCUGUAGUAGUUCUUAUUUCCUUCCUGCUUACUGUCGCUGGUUAGUUGUGUCACGCAGUGGUCUUUCGGGGACAUGCUAUACCUCUAAUGAGGUUUUGAGUUUUUUUUAUAUACAUUUGUUCUUCUGAUUGUUUGUCUGUUCUUCUUCUGCUAUUUAUGAUAUCAGCUGAUUGGUUGUUUCUGCUAACACAGAAUGGGGAUUGGUUGUCUGGUAUUCCUCUUCUUGUCUUCAUGUAUAUAUAAGAACAUACUCCUACAGAGACUCAAACACUAAACUGUUAUAUAAAGCAAAGGAACCUAUGGAGGUCACUCUAAUUAGCAACAGGUGGCCAUGUGGUAACAUCAAAGUUGUGGUGGUGUUUGCAUUUGAUUUCAUUUUGGGGGAGGGUUCUGCUUAUGUCCUUUUAAUCAGAGAGGUGUCUAUUGAAGUGUUGCUGAACUAGCUGUGCAUUCUUCUUAACAUGUAUUUGAUACCACAAACAAUUGUUUUUUUGCAUGCUUACUAACAUAGCCGGGAGCUGAGGCAUUUUAUACUGGUCAAGAUGACAGGGAAAUGGAAUGAAGCUUUUGACGACACGCAUAUCUCUAGUUUUAUUGUUUCAGGUGAGAGGGGAGAGGCUGGCUGGGUGAGUAAAAAGACAGAGUGAAUGAGACCUUUACAGUGUGAGUAAAAGCCUAAGAGUUGGGCUUUAGGAUAGGAGUAAAAGCUAAGAGUUGGGCUUUAGGAUAGGAGUAAAAGCCUAAGAUUUGAGCUUUAGGAUAGAAGUAAAGCCUAAGAGUUGGGCUUUAGAGUAGAAGCAAAAACUAAGAGUUGAGCUUUAGAGUUGAAGUAAAGGCUAAGAGUUGGGCUUUAGAGUAGAAGUAAAGGCUAAGACUAAUCUCCUACAGGAGUGUUGACAUUUUCAGAGGGCAUUUAUUUUUAUUCCAUCUUUCCGGUAAUGUUUUGGGGUCUUUUUAUGAUAUCAACACAGCUUUCUUCUUCUCAGACCUAUAUGGCUUGUUUUACACUGAAAAUCUCUCAAUCUGUCAGCUCUUAAAAUGUAAGACUGCUUCUUAGUUCUUGCUGUAAAUAGCUCAAUAGUCAUUAGGUGGAAAUAGUCCAUUAGGUUUAAAUGAUUGACAUUAAGCGUUGGUGAGAAAUUGAAAAAGUUUCAUUUGCCACCCAGCCUCUGGAGAUAUCAAACAAAGCCUUCAUCUCACCUUGCUGUCACAGCACAAACCUUUGGAAACUCAAGAAACUAAAGAGAAAGUAAAAAAAUAUAUGUUAUUAAAAAUUUGUUUUAUUGUCACAUGAAAUGUGUUUUACAGGGUCAGUCAUAGUAGUACAGCGCCCCUAGAGCAAAUUACUCUAAUUUGGAAUACUGCUGCAUUAACAGUUGUUACUUUGCUCACAGCAACUCCCAAAUAAAAUUUAUAAUUAAUUAAUUUACUGUGCUUUUAGUCAUUCAUUUGAAUCCUAUCCUAAAUAUCUCAGGAGUAAAUUUAAGAGUAACUUUUACCAGAAUGAUAGAUGUUUCUCCUGACCAUGCACUUUGAAUAACAACAAGCAUAAAAUGUCAACUAUAAUGUAAUGUGUCUGUUAUUGGUCUGUCUGCAUGCGAGCACUUUAUUGUCAGCAGUCUUUUUUCUUCUCACUGUAAUGGCAGUCUUUUUUCUUCUCACUGUAAAGGCAGUCUUUUUUCUUCUCACUGUAAAGGCAGUCUUUUUUCUUCUCGCUGUAAAGGCAGUCUUUUUUUCUUCUCGCUGUAGAGGCAGUCUUUUUUCUUCUCGCUGUAAAGGCAGUCUUUUUUUCUCGCUGUAAAGGCAGUCUUUUUUCUUCUCCCUGUAAAGGCAGUCUUUUUUCUUCUCAUUGUAGAGGCAGUCUUGCUAGAGAGAAUGUUCUGUAUUUCUUUUGUUAUUUUUUUAAUCUUCUGUUUUUCAAGAUGAACACCUGGGUAGCCUUCUCACUAGCAGAGCAGUGUGAGUUUAACACUCAAUAUCUCUUGUUACUGGGGUUUUGAAGGCUCGGAGGCCUUUGGAUAUAUGUGCAGGAGUGUACUACUGAAUAGGUGUGGUAGGAAGAACAGGAAAAUGUGUCUUUUGAGAUGAUGGUUGGUUGCAACCACAGAACAAAUGUGUGUUUUUGUUUUUUGUCCCUGGAACAUAAUUUCAAGUGCAAGCUUUGUCCUUUCAGAGGUGACUUCUAAAAACCAAGCAGCCAGCGAGUGUUGAAACACAAUGCAAUGGCACAGAAUCUUUCUAGUUGUGCUGACUGGUGAUAAUAUUGCUGAUUGAUGACUAAGAAAAUAAUUAUGUUGAUGAGGCUGAUCUGAUGUUUUCUACCGACUGCUGUCUCUGAAACUGGGAGCGUUUUGGGUCACAGGCGAAACGAGAAACAUUUAUAGUCAUGUUGUUGCCGAAGCCAGUUCCAGUAUGCGGCUCAAAAAAUGUUGGCUUCUAAUUUUAUGUUGAUGUAAAGAUAAAUAAAUAAAAAGUUCUGAAAUGCUCGAUCAAAUCAAUUCUUAUUGUGUCGUGUUAAAAAUGGACUCAAUGUUGUUGUUUUUGGAACGUCUACAAAGCAAAACGGUUAAUACUGUCCGUUACUGUUGUAUACUGUUCUGUUGAAAUCUGAAUAUUAUGUCUAGUACUGUAGUUAUCCAGAACACGAAGUAGCAAUCAAGCAAUAAUUUACAGUUAUAUACAGGUAUCUGUAUUUUAUGUUGUGUACUAAUUUCCAGAGUUUGUUGUCUCUGACUGUUACAACAGUACUUGCUUAUAUUUUUGUGGUAUGAUGGUCAUUCGUUUCACGUGAGAAAUACAUAAAGAACUAUUCUUAAAGA